This is a messenger RNA of Mya arenaria, 436 nucleotides long. RefSeq lists its product as uncharacterized. The transcript is spliced from 3 exons. The record is from RefSeq and is a predicted model, not a curated record. The coding region runs from base 77 to 436 and encodes 119 amino acids. Lineage: Eukaryota; Metazoa; Mollusca; Bivalvia; Myida; Myidae.
AACUGUUUGAAAAAGUCAAUUUUUAUGGCGAAAACACCAUAAUAUUUGAUAUUUCGAUGUAUCAGAAGGUUGAAAGAUGGACGAUUUAGAACUGAUACAGCGAUUCUAUGACGAAUUCUUUGGACACAAUUCAACGAUAUCAAGACAUUCACAUGAAAUUGAACUACCUAGAGUAACGUCUGAUGAUGAAAAUGAUGACAAUCAAGUGGCAUCAGAAAAUGUAAAUGAUCAUGUUAUCUCGGAACAUGAUGAUGACAUACCAAUAGUAGAAUCAUGCGACACAUUAGCGACUGGCUGCGAUUGUACUUCUAUGUGCAUGGACUCUAUUGACCGUGAAGCUGCCCAAGCCCAUAUUGACAAUAUAAGGCAGUAUACAAAGGAAGAAAAGGACUUAUAUAUAAUGGGAGCAUUAAACCGGAUUAAUUCAGAUAAAUAA